This is a messenger RNA of Clupea harengus (Atlantic herring), 1080 nucleotides long. RefSeq lists its product as uncharacterized. NCBI's taxonomy places the organism in Eukaryota, Metazoa, Chordata, Actinopteri, Clupeiformes, Clupeidae. The record is from RefSeq and is a predicted model, not a curated record. Bases 1 to 1080 code for a protein of 359 amino acids. The transcript is spliced from 3 exons. Gene Ontology annotation, molecular function: NAD+ poly-ADP-ribosyltransferase activity. Gene Ontology annotation, cellular component: cytoplasm.
AUGUGGGCAGAAAAUGACUUUCCUCCACCAGGUCUUGUUUACCUCCAGAGCUGUGAAGCACCAGGUGAUGAUAAAGUCUACACCAUGUACCAUGGCACAUCAAAAGAAGUUGCUGCCAUCAUUAGGAAAACAGGCUUCCAGCAGUCCAGUGAUGGUAUGCUGGGACGGGGAGUCUACCUCAGCCGGGAUCUGCAGAAGGCCAGCAGGUACCCUCUGGAACUGCCCGAGUCACAGAGAGUCGUCCUCAAAGUGAGCGUGAAAGUUGGCAAGGUUGUAGCAAUUGACCACCAAGGACACCCCCAGCAGAAGAGUUGGCAUGAUUGCGGAUACGACACGGCCUGGUGCCCUCCAAAGUGUGGUAUGGUUCGCAGUGGUCUGGAAGAGGACUGCGUGUGGGAUCCCAAACGGAUUGCCAUUAUUAAAGUAAUUCCCCCAAACAUGGAAAAUGUAUUUCUUCCAUCAGGUAAUUCUUGCCUCCAGAGCUGUGAAGUGCCAGGUGAUGGUGGAGUCUACACCAUGUACCAUGGCACAUCAAAACAAGUUGCUGCCAUCAUUAAGAAAUCAGGCUUCAGGCAGUCCAGGGAUGGUAUGCUGGGACGGGGAGUCUACCUCAGCCGGGAUCUGCAGAAGGCCAGCAGGUACCCUCUGGGACUGCCUAAAUCACAGAGAGUCGUUCUCAGAGUGAGAGUGAAUGUUGGCAAGGUUAAAAAAAUUGACCACCAAGGACACCCACUGCAGAACAGUUGGCAUUAUCACGGAUACGACACAGCCUGGUGCCCUCCGAACUGUGGUAUGGUUCCCAGUGGUCUGGAAGAGGACUGCGUGUGGGAUCCCAAUCGAAUCAAAGUCAUUGAUAUUAUUUAUCCCCAAAACAACCAGCAAUUUCUCCCUGGUCAGUUGCACCGAGACCACACCAUGCACCAUGGCACUUCAAGAGAGGUUGCAGUCAAAAUUCUGAAGAAAGAACUGACCAUCAAGGCCCCCUGCAGAAGAGCUGGCAUAACUAUGGGUACGAUACUCCCCAACUGUGGCAUGGUUCCCAGUGACCUGGAAGAGGACUGUGUACGGGAUCCCCAAUGA